AUGCAGCCAAGUUUUAUGGAAGAACCACCUUCACUUUUAUGGGGUUUGGAUCCUGUGUUCCUAUCACAUGCCAGGUUGUAUAUCAAGGAUAUUUUAGAAUUAAAGGAGUCUAAUCAAGUACCAGGUAUAUUUUUCUACAAAGACCAUCCUAUCAAACAGGUCGACAUCUUAGGAACUGUUGUGUGUGUAAGGGAAAAGGAUGCCUUCUACAGUUAUGGAGUGGAUGAUAGCACUGGAGUUAUCAACUGCACUUGCUGGAAGUCCUCUGCAGCCAAAGAUAGGCCUUCAGUGUUUGCAGACAUUCACAGAAGUACAUCGGGAGCUAAUGACCUAGAUGGACUAGUGCAAGAACUGCACCGACAGGAAAGCAGUCAGGCCAAGAUGGAAAUUGGCGAUGUUAUCCGAGUCCGAGGCUACAUCAAAGUUUUCAGAAUGCAGAGAGAGGUGGUGUCUUCUAUUUUCUAUAAAGUGGAUGAUCCCACGCUUGACAUGCAGAUUAUGAGGAUGCUUGAGCUGCCUUAUCUCUAUAAACAUGUCUAUGACAAACCUUUUAUUCUUCCCGAUCACAUGACGGAUCAAUCCCUGGAGCAACCGAAUCAUAGCAUGUUACAGAGGUCCAGCCUUAUCUCACUGCUCAGUGAAAAAAUAAUGAAUUUUGUGAAAGAGAAUAAGAUUUACAACUUCUACCUACCGGAACUGGAAAGUGUACCCUCCUUACUUACGGCAGCUACAAAUCCACAUCACAGCACAGAGCAGGGUGACUCAACCAAUACUCCCAGUUCCAGAGAAAUUCGCAGCUUGUUCAAAGAAGCCAUAUAUAUGCUACAAAAAAGAGGCAUUGUUUACCAGAAAGGCCAAAGCAAAGAUGUUUAUUAUGUAACAGAUCAUGACAAAGAAUUACAAAAAUUAACUUUGAAUGUUAUUAAACAGGACUGCAGUAGGCAAAGACAUGCAGAGAAGGGAUGUCACUUCCUCCAUAUUUUGAACUGUAUACAACAAGGUUUUGGGUCCUGCAUAAAUGAAGCCAUACUGCAGAGAGUCAUUGAUGCACUUGAACAGAACAGUGACAUUGUCAGCACAAUGGAAAAAUACUACACUGCCGUCUGA
Molecule: messenger RNA, 1107 nt
Organism: Staurois parvus
Lineage: Eukaryota; Metazoa; Chordata; Amphibia; Anura; Ranidae
Source: the annotation of a GenBank genome assembly